UGGAUGCGGGAAGAACUUCCAUUGAUUGUUGUGAAUGUCCGUGGCCGGUGUUCCUGUGUAGUCCUAAAUGUUUCAUUUUCAUUAGAAUUUCAUUAUAUUCUGCACCUGUACCCAUUUAGUGAGCAUCCAGAUGUUUGGUAUUAUGAGCCGUCCAGGCGGGUUAUCCACCCUAAUCCAUAUGUCAGCCCUUCGCCCGCUUGUGAUAUGCGGGCCAUCCGGCAGUGGGAAAUCGACACUCCUCAAGAAAUUACUGAAAGAUUUUGGGGAUUAUUUCGCUUUGAGCGUUUCCCAUACAACCAGGAAGCCCAGGCCCGGUGAAGUAAACGGAAAAGAUUACCAUUUUAUCAGCCGUGAUGAGAUGGAGCAGGCAAUUGAAGCUGGGGACUUCAUUGAGUACACAGAGUUCUCUGGAAACCUUUAUGGCACAAGUAAAAAGUCUGUGCGGGAUGUUCAGGAGCAGGGAAGGAUCUGCAUCCUGGACAUUGAGAUCGAAGGUGUCAAGAAUAUCAAGAAAACAGAUCUCAACCCCCGCUACAUCUUCAUCAAGCCUCCUAGUAUGAAGGCUCUUGAGGAACGCCUUCGUGGCAGAGGAACAGAAACUGAGGAGAGCAUCAUGAAACGGCUCGCACGUGCCAGCGAAGAAAUCAACUAUGGUGAGAACCAGGGCAACUUUGACCUGCUCCUUGUAAAUGACAACCUCAAGCUUGCCUACAACAAGUUGAAAGAUUACCUAAUCAAGGAGUACAGUAUGGGUUUGUCUAUUAUUCAGGAAGUGGAGGAGCUUCAGAAGAAGCCCGAGAUCUAGUCACACACGCUCUACCUGUCGCCGAUGGGAUCAUGUCUUCAUCAUUCAUCGUGCCUCAUAUUUUGACCGCUUGUAUUUAUUUGUAAUCAUCCAUUCCUCCCCCUGCCACAGACAAAUGGUCCAUUCCAGCAGCAUUUGGCCCUGCACAGUAUUACCCUUGUACCGCACCACAAGAAGUGACAAGCUGCUGGUUGCCAACUCUGUGGCAGCACGGAAGGCGCAUUUUUCUGCCGGCUGUCCCAUUCAUGUUUAAUUUAAGUUGCACACAUUGUCGUUUUGCAUCAUUGUAAGAAGCUCAUACUGAACAUUCUUGCAUUUUUGUGAUACGUUGAGGAAUCUUUUUGUCCUUACUAGUGAAACUGUGUUCCUUUUAUGUCGAUUGGGUACAGUGGGAACGAUGACGUAACAAGAUUAUGCACUUGACUAUUGUUUGUGGAUGUGUUUUGUUUUUGUAGUUGUCGUACUGGUGAGUAGGGUUUAAGCGGCCAGCAAUUGAUGUAAGCACCCUCUCCCUAUUUUUCCCACUCACCGCAUACGUGAUAUUAACUUCGUAGUCCCGUUGAAAUGCCGCCACAGAUUGUGUCGUCAACUGUGAUUAGUGGAAGCUAGCUGCAAUGGAGCACAACCUUUGUCGUAAACAGUUUGUUCUCUUCACCUGUGAUUGUGUGUCCUGGGAUAGGACAGGUGUUUCUUGGAGAAUCUCAUGCAUGUUUUGUGUAGUUUCUGUAAGUUCCUUCCAGGUGUCUACCUGCUGAUGUGGUUAGUUUUGUCAUGUAUUGAUAUGUGGCUUAUUGGACCAAAUACUUGGUAUGUCUCAUGAUUUUUUUUUAGUCAUUUCUCAAUUUGCAUUCAGUUAUUGGUUUUAUAUGUCAAGACCCUGUAAUUCUUUUACAAACAGAUUGUUUUCCAUCAUACAAAGACGCUUGCAAUGUGAUUAAAGAAUUUGGAGUUAUUGCUACAUUGUGAAGCUUUGGGAAAAUUGUGCAGAAGCUGAAAAUAAAGUUCUCAUUGAGUGCA
This is a messenger RNA of Ornithodoros turicata, 1822 nucleotides long. Its product is annotated as guanylate kinase-like. Lineage: Eukaryota; Metazoa; Arthropoda; Arachnida; Ixodida; Argasidae. The record is from RefSeq and is a predicted model, not a curated record. Gene Ontology annotation, cellular component: cytosol. The coding region runs from base 131 to 805 and encodes 224 amino acids. The transcript has 8 exons. Gene Ontology annotation, biological process: purine nucleotide metabolic process. Gene Ontology annotation, molecular function: GMP kinase activity.